Messenger RNA from Ceraceosorus guamensis, 1556 nucleotides. RefSeq names its product Pkinase-domain-containing protein. Bases 195 to 1415 code for a protein of 406 amino acids. Gene Ontology annotation, biological process: protein phosphorylation; positive regulation of transcription by RNA polymerase II. Gene Ontology annotation, molecular function: RNA polymerase II CTD heptapeptide repeat kinase activity; cyclin-dependent protein serine/threonine kinase activity; ATP binding. Lineage: Eukaryota; Fungi; Basidiomycota; Exobasidiomycetes; Ceraceosorales; Ceraceosoraceae. The record is from RefSeq and is a predicted model, not a curated record. The transcript is spliced from 5 exons. Gene Ontology annotation, cellular component: nucleus; transcription factor TFIIH holo complex; cytoplasm.
GUAAUCCGCCCCUUUUGGGCGUCACCUUCAACGUCGUCCAUUCGCAUUCACCUUUGCAACUCUUCAUCGCUUGCUGCGUACCAGGCUUGCAAUCCCUCGCAUCUUUGCGCUAUCCGAUCGAAUCUGCCAUCGCUUCGCUUGCAGCUUCGAGCGCAUCCAAUAUCUCAGCCUCAGUCUGCAUCUCUUGGACAAGGAUGGAAGCCAAGCAGCGCUACACCAAGCUGUCCAAAGUAGGCGAAGGGACCUACGCCUCCGUCUUUCUAGCUCGCGAUACCAUCACCGGAGAAAGAUUGGCCAUCAAAAAGAUCAAAAUCGUCAAUUCCAGCGACGGGUUGGACAUGACUGCCUUGCGAGAGGUUCAAUUCCUGCGCGAACUGCAUCAUCCGAACGUGAUCCGAUUGGUGGAUGUGUUCAGUUCUGGUAGCGCAACCAUCACUCCAAGUCUGAAUUUGGUGCUCGAAUUUCUCGAAACGGAUUUGGAAUGCAUCGUCAAGCAUCAAGGCAUUGUGUUUAGACCAGCGGAUAUAAAGAGCUGGAUGGGCAUGAUGUGCAGAGGUUUGGACUACUGUCAUCGCAUGGGCUGUCUGCAUCGCGAUCUCAAGCCCAACAAUCUGCUCAUCGCCCCCAGCGGCGAGCUCAAAAUCGCAGAUUUCGGUCUGGCUCGAGGAUUCGGCGAGCCGGGUCAAAAGAUGAGCAAUCAAGUGGUGACUCGAUGGUACAGAUGUCCGGAAUUGUUGUUGGGCGCUAGACAUUACUCUACCGCUGUGGACAUGUGGUCCGUGGGGUGCAUCUUUGCAGAGCUGCAUUUGCGCGUACCUUAUAUGGCAGGCGAGAGCGAUCUGGAGCAGCUCAGCAUCAUCCUUCGAGCGCUCGGCACGCCCACUGAGAAAGAAUGGUCGCGAGCAAAGCACUUGCCAAACUUUAUGCCUUUUGAACAACAUCCAAAACAGGAUCUCGCCAUGCUGUUCAGCGCAGCUUCUCCAGAAACGCUGGACCUGCUCUCCCGCUUGCUCCAAUUCGAUCCCACCGAGAGGUUGAGCGCAUCCGAUAUAUGCUCGCUCCUCCUCCUUCGUUCUCCACUUCUCAUCGACCCACGCUAUCAGUGCAUGCAACACGCCUACUUCAAAGCUUCUCCUCCACCCACUCCCAUUUCGGAUCUUCCUCGUAUACCCAAAGAUUCCUCUGCCGACAAGUCAUCCAGCACCGCGCACGCCCUCCUCUCCGAUAGCAAAGUCAAAGAUGGCAGGCGAAAGGCUGGCGCCGUGCAAGACGAUGGCGCACUGGCAUUGCUGCCUUCCGAUGAUGAGGAGGAGGAAGGGAGAGAUCAAAAGAAGAGCAAAAAGAGAAGGAUGACGGAAAAGGAAAAGGAAGAGGCGAGGAGGAGGAUAGCUAGGAGGUUGGCUUUUGGCCGAUGAACAAUUUGCUCGUCAUCUCGAGUCAGAAUAUCCACGGGUCGUGAUCACUACUGCUCCUAUUCUAGCUGACUGGUCUCUUGCCUAGAUCCCUUGGCCUCAUUCACCCCUCCUACCGUCACGUCUUUGGCCCAAGACUUGUUU